AUGUCACUGAUCGAUCAGCUCGUCGAGACUGUCUCCACUCUCGCACCCAUCACCUUGUCUGUACCCACCACACCUAUCUUCCAAGUCUCUCGAUUUAUCCACCAUGUCACGACCACGCCUAUCCACCCUGUAUAUUUCCCUUAUCUGCGAUUUGGCGUGAUACAUGCUGUGAGAGUGACGACUGUAUGGGCGGGAUUGAAGAAAGGUAAAAAACGAGGUGGAAGAUUGCAAGAUCUGUUUGGGUAUUUGGCAUUGGCCUGGGGAGGAAGUACCGUCAUAUCCCUGCUUCUCAGCCAACCUCCUUCAUGGCUGAUAUCGCCCACACCAUGGAUCAUCUAUCCUCUCAUUUACACUAUCCUGGUACCUACGGGACUAUCAGCCUAUAUCGUUGAUACUUGUCCGACACUCUUAUUCGGUAUUAUAGGUGGUCUUGUAGAUGGCUUGACAAGAGGCACGACCAUCACUUCUUUGGCAACAUUACUGUCAUCCUCAUCAAUUGGUUCUUCGGCGAUCAGUGCGGAUGGAAGUAUCAAUCUUUGGACAUACGCUCUAUUGAGUUUACUAGCUAUAUCAUCAGGAGGAUUGAUCGUAGGUGUAUUAGGUCUCAAUGAGGAUGAGUGGAAAUUAGGUACACCAGGAUUAUUGAAAGGUGGUCUUAUCAACACGUUAGAUGCUUGGAGUGCAUCGUUAGUCGGUCUAUUAUGGUUGAUUCUCACGAAUCAGAAUUCAAGCUUGAAACCUAUCAGUAAAUUUAUUCAAUCAUCGUUACCACACGAAUUGAAAUCGUCAAAAUCAUCAUCAUUAUCUUCGGGUGAGAAAGUUGCUGAGGAUAUAUUGGACGUACCCCAUGCUAGAGCUAUAUGCGUGAUGGUCUUGGAAGCGUUAUUGGCGACAAAAGCUACUAUCUUAUAUGCGAGAGGAAGUAAAACGAAGGAGGCAAACAAGGUAGAUAAGAAGACUGAAUUGUUCAUUUUGGAUGAGAAGGAUAACGAGACGACGAAAGUGGUCAAGACUCCAGUAAAAGUUGGAAGUAGUAAACCAACACCGAGGAAGAGUCCCAGAGCGAAAUCGAAGUGA
This is a messenger RNA of Kwoniella botswanensis, 1077 nucleotides long. RefSeq lists its product as uncharacterized. Bases 1 to 1077 code for a protein of 358 amino acids. The transcript has 2 exons. NCBI's taxonomy places the organism in Eukaryota, Fungi, Basidiomycota, Tremellomycetes, Tremellales, Cryptococcaceae. The record is from RefSeq and is a predicted model, not a curated record.